Aquila chrysaetos chrysaetos is the source of this 3332-nucleotide messenger RNA. Its product is annotated as prosaposin-like. Gene Ontology annotation, cellular component: lysosome. Bases 37 to 1611 code for a protein of 524 amino acids. The record is from RefSeq and is a predicted model, not a curated record. Gene Ontology annotation, biological process: sphingolipid metabolic process. The transcript is spliced from 14 exons. NCBI's taxonomy places the organism in Eukaryota, Metazoa, Chordata, Aves, Accipitriformes, Accipitridae.
CUCCCCAGUGUGUCGAAGGGUGCCGCGAGGCUGAGGAUGAUCCCCAAAUUCGCUUUGCUUUUGAUGCUGGUCCAAAGCUGCUGCGAUAUCCCGUUGGAAAAGCCGGCAGCACGCGCCGGGGCCAGCCCCCUCCACGAAUGUGGCGAGCGACCGGAGGACUGGUGCCGGGACGCGGUGACGGCGGCCAAGUGUGGGGCACUGCAGCUCUGCCGGAUCACCGUCUGGGACCAGGCCCUGGGGAAGGGCAUCCCGUGUCACCUGUGCCAGGUGGUGGUCUCCGUGGUGGGCAAGAUCCUGCAGGACAACCGCACUGAGGAAAAGCUGCGUCUCUUCUUGGAUAAGAAAUGCCAGUACCUGCCCUUCCAGGACUGGUCUGUCAAGUGCAAGAAGAUGGUAGACACCGGCAUCCUCAUCCUCAUCCAACUGGGCAAGCAAGUGCUGUCGGACCCAAAGGUGGUGUGCGGGACCAUCAAGCUGUGCCAGCCCCGGGAAAGCCCCACGGGGGCCCUGAAGUUUCAGGAGCCGCCGCCGGCCCCCGCGGGCCCCGCUCAGGACUUCGUUGACCUGGUCGCCCCCUUCAUCGCCAAUGUGCCCCUACUGCUCCAUCCCCAGGACCUGCCUCGUGGCGAGGCCCAGGAGACAGAAGAGGUGUGCGAGCACUGCCUGCAGCUGGUGGCAGCCGUGCAGCUGGAGCUGGGGACCGACACCACCUUCGCCCAGACGCUGAUGGCCCACGCCGAGCGGGCGUGCGAGGACCUGGCACCCGACCUGGCACAAGAGUGCAAGGGCUACCUGGCCGAAUAUGCGGACACGGCUGCCCGGCUGCUCCAGUACAUGGACCCGAUGGAGCUGUGUGGCCAGCUGGGACUCUGCUCCUCUGCCUCGGCGCUGCCUCUCCACACGCUGCUCACGGAGAAGGUGACGCAGGUCCUGAGCACGCUGGGGGACGGGGAGGGGACCACGCCGCUGUGUGAGUUGUGCCAGUUUGCCGUGAAGACGGCCGAGAGCCUCCUGGAGAACAACGUGACGGAGGAGCAACUGGUGAAUGACAUCGAGAAGGUGUGCUACAUGCUGCCCCACGGCGUCAUCGGGCAGUGCAAGGACUUUGUCGACUCCUACGGCAAAGCCGUGGUCAUCAUGCUGCUGGAGGCCACCGACCCGGCGGCCGUCUGCACCAUGCUGCGCUGCUGCCCCCGCACCGGGGACGCCCACCGAGGGACUGCUGCGCUGGAGCAGCUGGCGGUGGGCGCGGGUGCCUUCUGCAACGUCUGCCAGAUUGUCAUCACCUACUUUGAUAACGAGCUGCUGAAGAACGAGACGCUGGCGGAGCUGGGUGACGUGCUGGAGAAGGGCUGCGAGCUUCUGCCCACGCCGUUCACCGGCAAGUGCGAAGCGCUCGUGGUACAGUACGAACCAGCGGCCGUGCGGCUUCUCGUGCAGAUGAUGGACCCCAACUUCGUCUGCACUAAAAUAAGAGCCUGUGACUCACCUGAGGAGGAUCUCCUGGGCUCGGACCCCUGCGCCUGGGGCCCGCACUACUGGUGCAAGAACAUGGCCACGGCGGUCGAGUGCCACGCUGUCGAGCACUGCCGGCGUCACCUAUGGAACUAGGAGCCACCUCCCUGGCCGGUCGGGCUUGCCCUGCUGUUUUGGUUCAGGAUCCCAGACCCCCUCCCUUGGGAUGCGCCUGUGCCCGUGGACGGCGAUGGCAGGAGCCCACCGGCCUCACCACCCCGGCGGAGGCUGUGGGGUGCCCCAGCCACCUCUGCCACUUCCUUUUCCACCCCUGGGGCUUGGAUUUCCAAAUCAGGUUAAGGGACUCGUUAGUAUUUUCAGGACUGAGGAUUCAGCCUCACUGUCUCUGAGGCUGCCUGCAAAAUCCCACCAUCUCUCCUCAUCCCCAUCCCCAUCCCCAUCCCCAUCCCCAUCCCCAUCCCUAUCCCCAUCCCCAUCCCCAUCCCCAUCCCCAUCCCCAUCCCCAUCCCCAUCCCACCCUGAACCACUCAUAAAGCCCAGAUCCUGCAACUUUGAUCUGUCCCCAUGGGCUGGGACGGUUUCUGCUGCCCAAACGCCGGACCCCUCCCAGUCCUGGCUGCUGGCAGUCUCACACCGCAGGUCUCUUGGGUUUUGGCAAGCACUGCCCUUUGCUGGUCCCUCUUCAAAUUGGGGUGGCUUUUUAUUAUUUUUUUUUUUCCCCCUGGUCACCAGUUAAAGAAACAAAGUGGAUUAAAUUUACCUGCAAUGCCCGGCUUUGCAUGACAUUUGCAGUACACUGGUUUUGUGUCCGGCUGAUUGCUGGAGACAGAUAUAUUUUAACUAUCCCCCUGAACCAAAAAAUCAGUGAGUUUGGGGGCAAAGAUUUCCUUUCAUGCACACAUGCCCACCGAGGGGGGGGGGGGGUCCUGUGCCAGCCCAGCCAUGGCUGUGAGGGGCAGCGGGGUGCUGGCUCGUUCCCCCCCCUGCUGCAGGAGGGGGGAUGCCCACAGUCCUGAGUGUGCACGGGAGCAUCUCACUGCAAAUAAACUCCUCCCGUGAACCCGGCUGGUUGUCUCCUUUCUCCUUCUCCUGGGGGCUGGCGGUGCAGCAAGGGGGGGCAAACCUGGGGGAGGUUUGAUGCUUCCCCCAAAAUCUGAGCUGCAGCAACACCCGGGGUGGUAUCUUGCGAAGAUGAUGGAUUGAGGGGUGAAUUAAGGGAAAAAGGGGGUUUUUUCUCUUCAAAAGGUGGUUUGGGUAUGAUGAAUCUGGUGCGGCGUGGCAGGGGAGGAAGGACGACAGACAGAUUACCCAAAGCCAUAGACAGUAUAUUUCUGAGUCCCGUAACAGACCGUGCCCGAAACUCUCCACAAAGGUUACGAUUGGAAACAAACCCCCGAACGAACAAACCCGAAAGCAAGAGAGAAGGGGAAAGAAAAGGGCAAGAAAAGACACGCACGAGCACUCCACAUCCAGAAGCCCCAGUUAUUGUCAGUCUCUCUCUUUUUCGACAUCGCAACAUGUUUUGGUAAAGCCAGCAAAAUGGAGAAAUGUCUUCGGUUUUGGUUUUUUUUUUUUUUUUUUUUUUGAGGGGGUCUUUCCUUGCCGGAAAGGUGACGGUAAUGCCAAAUGAACUUGGCCUCUCCCUGCGCUGCCCCGGCCCUCCCCGUGCCCGUGGUUGAGGUGUGACAGCUGCUUGUCCCCAGCCUCUGCCUGGGGAUGCUGCAGCGGCACAUCACCCGCACCUUCACCCCUGUCCAGCCUGGACUCAUUGGAUUUGUUUAUCUUUUCUUUUUUUUUUUCUUUUUUUAAAAAAAAAAAAAAUUAUAAGAAAAAUAAAAACAAUUUAAUGCUUUCAU